AUGGAGUCUCAAAUUAUUGGAGAUCAGAAAUAUGAUAUGCUCAACAGAGAUGUUGUAGUAGGAACUGUCCUUCCAUACACGGAAAAUGGUCACCAUCGUGACGCAAUCCAUCCUUGGCAGCAACCAUUGGGACAAAAGGAUUGUAUUAAGUCAGAAGAUAAGAUUACAGGGGACAAAGACCAUCCCAUGGAUGAGUGUUGUGCCAAUACCCUUAUUGAAGCAAAGCAGUUCUGUCCUCUCGGGUCCUAUCUCAUGUAUCAAACAAGGCUGUUACGAAUGUUCCUUGUGUAA
This is a messenger RNA of Dovyalis caffra, 291 nucleotides long. The record is from the annotation of a GenBank genome assembly. NCBI's taxonomy places the organism in Eukaryota, Viridiplantae, Streptophyta, Magnoliopsida, Malpighiales, Salicaceae.